AAGAUAUUGAGUUAUUUACUUAGAGCACACUUGGGAAUUCUCACAUAAUGCAUUUUUUCUUUCUUUUUUUAGUGGUACAUUCAUUUUCCAGAAAUCUUAGAUUCGACUAUAAAAAAAUUGAUAGUAAUUCUAAAUCAAUCCCAAAAAUCAAUUUAUAAGGGGAGACUUUCCCAAAACUAUAUAAGGAGAUCAUCGUUCUCGUGUUCAUCAAAUAUAAAUAAAUCUUGAGCGCCCUAACCUAAAAACUAACUUAAGAAAGAAUGAUUAUAUUACCGAAGAUAAUAUAAUUAAAGAGAUCACCAUUUCCAUUUUCAUCAGACAAAAAUAAAUCUCAGACAUAACUCAACCUCAAAAACUAGCGGAAGAAAAAAUAAUUACACCCAAAUCCAUAUAAUGAGAUCACCAACCCCUUUUCCAAUCAAAGUAAAACUCUUCACCAUAUAAUUAAUUAAUUAACUCAUUCAAGUUAAACUCAUAAGAUAAAUCCAAGUUUUAGAACCCUCUAGUUUUUCAUUUCCAAUGUUUCCCAAAUAAAACAAGCUAUUCACACUAGGAGAGAGAGAGAGAUAGUGAAAACUAAAAACAAAAAAAAAAACAAAAAACAAAAGCCGUUGGGAGUGUGUGUGAUUAUUGUGAGAUAGAAGUGAAGAAGAAGUACUUAGCUUGCUUUGCUUUGCUAGCUAGCAAAUGAGAAACGUAUGGAAAUUUUUGGACUCUUUAUAGUAGUAUUGUUGAUAAUAAAAUUGAAAAAAAAAAGAAGAAGAAGCAAUGCAAUGCAUGCAUGGUGCCAUGUAUAUUCACAUUUGUAACGUAUGCCACGUCCUUCUUAUUGUCCUUUCUCUUCACUUCCUCCAUAAAAAUCAACUCUUUCUUCACCUCUUCAUCACAUCUUCUUCUUCCUCUAAUAAAUCAAUUUGCUUGUCUAUCUUUAUGGAUUACUCUCCACCACUAUCGUCACCAGACUCAACACCACCACCAUCACCACCUCACUACAUUGAAGAGCCUAAGACUUUGAAUGAACAACAACUCAAUGAAUUUAGGGAGAAGGCUAUGCAUAUCAUCAGAACUCAUACUCAUGAAGAAGCUACAAAGAUUUUUUUGAAGGGUCUUAUCCCUGUGAAUGGUGUGGAUCCAAGAGCACUAGUUCCCAUAGUACCCAAAGAAAAGAAGGUCCCUCCAACUGGUGACAAGGUAAAAAAUGGAGAUUUCUCAGGUGACAAUAAUAAUGUCAAAAAAUGAAAGUUAUUAGACUCCUUGAAAUAAAAGUUGUGGUUUGCAUCUUUGUAUUUUAAUUUUGUGUUGUUUUGUUUUGAACAAGUAGUAGUACUUUAUGAGACUUUGUGGUUUUAUUUCAAUGUAAUGUUAUAAUGAUGCACCCUCUUUUAUUGUAUGAUCUUGUUUUUAGUAAUGUGCAAGUACUAUUAUCUUUGGAAUCUAUAUUUUAUUGCUUUGA
Solanum lycopersicum (tomato) is the source of this 1453-nucleotide messenger RNA. Lineage: Eukaryota; Viridiplantae; Streptophyta; Magnoliopsida; Solanales; Solanaceae. The record is from RefSeq and is a predicted model, not a curated record.